Acyrthosiphon pisum (pea aphid) is the source of this 513-nucleotide messenger RNA. RefSeq lists its product as uncharacterized. The transcript has a single exon. NCBI's taxonomy places the organism in Eukaryota, Metazoa, Arthropoda, Insecta, Hemiptera, Aphididae. The coding region runs from base 1 to 513 and encodes 170 amino acids. The record is from RefSeq and is a predicted model, not a curated record.
AUGGAAGAAUUUCAGAUUGUGGAGAAAAACACGAUAUAUUAUGAAAAACUUGAAAAAAAUCUAUUAAACAUCCCUCAGCCUAAUAGAAUCAGAAACUCCGAUAUCAAUGUGCCCAACGUUUUUGUCGUAGAUGAUGCUUUCCCUCUAACAGAAAACAUGAUGAAACCAUUUAGACAAGCUCAAUUAACUUCUGUAAACAGAAAGAUAUUUAACUACCGCUUGUCCCGAGCCAGACGCAUUAUUGAAAAUGCAUUCGGUAUUUUGGUAGCUCGAUUCAGAAUAUUUCAUACAGCAAUCAACUUGAAACCAGAACACAUUGACUCCGUUGUUAUGGCCUGCUGUGUCCUACAUAUUUUUUUACUAAAAAUGGUACCUAGUUCGUAUGCUCCUCCAGAGUGCUUUGACCGUGAAGGUACAAAUUUAACAGGAUAUGAAGCACAAAACGAUCACACCAAUGGAUUAAAUAGAAGCAAUUUAGGAAACCCACCUCGAUCGGUCAAAGAGUUGCGUUAA